AUGGAAGAAGAUGUGGAGAAAGCUGGUAAGGGAAAGGUUCAAGUGGAAAAAGGGGAUAUUAACGUAAAUGGAGGCAAACUAGGUGAAGCAAGGGGGGAAUUGAAGGGAAAUGAUGGGAGGGGAAGUUGGGGAAAUGAGAAGGCAAUUGGAGAAAUUAAGAAAGAAAAACUCGGAAAAGGUGGGAAAGGAGAAGAAAUAAGUAGAGGGGUCUCGGGGAAAUUUAUAGCAGUGAACGUGUUCCAAAUUAGACAUUCACUCUAUACGGCGGAAUCUGUUGAGACAACCAUGAAGAUCCCUAUUAGAGAUUUAGUUCUUGCAAUUGCAUUUUUCUUCAAUUUUGGCCAAUUAAAUGCUGGAGGAGCUUCUAGCAAACUUCUGCUUGAACCUGAAACACCCUUACGACGUAGAAUUGCUGCCCCACCCCUCCCAAGUACUGCUACAUCCCUCUCAGAUACUGCCCUACCCCUCCCAAGCAAUGGCUCACGAUACCCAAAUAGAAGCCGACCAACUACAACGUUCAUCUAUGAGCACAAAGAAUUUGGUGUGUGGUUGAAUUCUGAAAAAAAAGUUUUGGAAGUUAGCCUUUUACCAACGUACAAAAAUUUUCGACCGAGUUUUAAAUAUCGCAGGUUAAGAGGUAUUGUGGUGCGUCCAGCUGAAGUAGAGCUGAAAGAUUUGAAGAUCUCGAUAUCAUUUAAGGUGUACGUACAAACCGCACGCCCAGGAAGUAAAGCACCAGAAAGAAUUAUAGGAUCGGACCUUGUUGCUAGGAUGCAAUAA
Messenger RNA from Belonocnema kinseyi, 780 nucleotides. RefSeq lists its product as uncharacterized. Lineage: Eukaryota; Metazoa; Arthropoda; Insecta; Hymenoptera; Cynipidae. Bases 1 to 780 code for a protein of 259 amino acids. The record is from RefSeq and is a predicted model, not a curated record. The transcript is spliced from 4 exons.